AUGGCCUUCGUGAGUGCCACGCUAUUUUUCCAACAGCUGCCCGAGAAUGCAGACCUGGAGGAGGGUCCCGAGGACCGCCUGCCGUUCGGGGACCCCCGGGAGACCCUGGGGUGGGACGCGAUGGUGCCCCCCAGCCCGACCCGGUGCUGGUUCCCGAGCCACGGCAGAAGUUCCCCUCCCCCUUCCCAAGCCCCACCUCCCACCGCUGCCCGCGCCCACCCACCUCCUGCACAGCGGGCUCCCGGGCACCCCAGCGCCACCUGCCAGACGGCGGGCAGCAAGCAGAAGCGGAGGCUGCAGGAAGUGGGUGUCCCUGUGGGAGCUGAGAAACCACAGGCCCAGGCAAGGGCUGGCUUCCCCUGCUCACAAGAGCGAAGUCAAAGACCAGAGGAUAGGGAGCUGAGCGGAGUAGCCGUGGCCCUGGGGCCCACCUGCCAGCUGCUCUUAUUCCUGUGCUUCAAGACCCUGGCUGCCCAGACUGCAGACACCUGCCCAGAGGUGAAGCUGGUGGGUCUGGAGGGCUCCGACAAGCUCUCCAUCCUCCGAGGCUGCCCGGGGCUGCCCGGACCCGCAGGGCCCAAGGGAGAGGCAGGCGCCAGUGGACAGAAGGGGGAACGAGGUUCUCCCGGAGUCCCUGGGAAGGCGGGACCGACCGGGCCCAAAGGAGACCGAGGGGAAAAGGGCACGGGCGGAGAGAAAGGAGAGCCGGGGCAGCUUCAUUCCUGUGCCACAGGUCCCAGGACCUCGGCCUGGAAGGAGCUGCUCGCCAGGGGGCACCUUCCGCGUGGCUGGCACACCAUCUACCUGCCCGACUGCCGGCCCCUGGCCGUGCUCUGUGACAUGGACGUGGGCGGCGCGGGGUGGACCGUUUUCCAGCGAAGGAGUGACGGCUCCGUGGACUUCUACCGGGACUGGACCGCGUACAAGCAGGGCUUCGGCAGUCAGCUGGGAGAGUUCUGGCUGGGGAAUGACAACAUCCACGCCCUGACCGCCCAGGGAAGCAGCGAGCUCCGGGUAGACCUCAUGGACUUUGAGGGCAACCACCGAUUUGCCAAGUACCAGUCAUUCAAGAUGGCGGGUGAGGCAGAGAAGUACAAGCUGGUCCUGGGAGCCUUUGUCGAGGGCAGCGCAGGUGAUUCCCUGACGCCCCACAAAGACCAUUUCUUCUCCACCAAAGACCAAGACAACGACCAGAGUUCCUCUAACUGUGCCGUGCAGUACCAGGGGGCCUGGUGGUACAACAGUUGUCACUCGUCCAACCUGAACGGCCGCUACCUCGGGGGGCCGCACACGAGCUAUGCCAAUGGUGUCAACUGGAGGUCGUGGAGAGGGUACAACUACAGCUACAAGGCAUCCACGAUGAAGGUGCGGCUCACCUAGGUGGGCGGGGCCGGCAGCCCUACCCGACGCCUCCCCGCCCCGCUGCCUGCGGCCUCCCAAAGCCUCGCUCAGUCCCCGGCAAAGACCAGCACACAUGCUCCCGCCGCCCCUUUGCUGGACAAGACCUGCUCGU
This is a messenger RNA of Balaenoptera acutorostrata (minke whale), 1513 nucleotides long. Its product is annotated as ficolin-1. Lineage: Eukaryota; Metazoa; Chordata; Mammalia; Artiodactyla; Balaenopteridae. The transcript has 13 exons. The record is from RefSeq and is a predicted model, not a curated record. The coding region runs from base 1 to 1380 and encodes 459 amino acids.